This is a messenger RNA of Orbicella faveolata, 1921 nucleotides long. RefSeq names its product prolyl-tRNA synthetase associated domain-containing protein 1-like. Gene Ontology annotation, molecular function: aminoacyl-tRNA deacylase activity. NCBI's taxonomy places the organism in Eukaryota, Metazoa, Cnidaria, Anthozoa, Scleractinia, Merulinidae. The record is from RefSeq and is a predicted model, not a curated record.
CGCUUCUUCGUGUUUCGUAAAAUAAUGUGGCCUGGAAUAAUCCCUGUAAUGUUUUUAAAGCUUGUCAUCAUUGUGGAUGCGAAGUUCGUGUUAUUGAAUAAUCGUGUUUAAGUCAAUAUUUGUAAUCACCUUUCUUUCUAUCCUUGUCAGACUUGUUACUAUUUCAUCUAUCAGAAGGAAUGUGGUACGCCAGACGAUACUUUACACAAAGUACUAAUCGGAAUUGCUCGCCAUAUACCGGCUUCUUUGUAAUAUUGGUGUGAGUUUUGAGAAACAUUUCCAGAAUGUCUGGUGGACGAAAAGAACUGAUGGAAUACCUUGAAAAUUUGGGAAUUACUUCAGAGACAAUUGAACAUCCUGCAGUAUUUACGGUUGAAGCCAUGAUGCCGUAUGUCGGCCAUCUCCCAGGAGCACACAGCAAAAAUCUUUUCCUCAAGGAUAAAAAGAAAAAACGACUGUGGCUCUUCACAGCUUUGGCAACUCGCGAGGUCAGCUUGAGCGAUCUUGCCAAAAAGGUUGGAGCAAGUGGAGGGUUUCGAUUCGCGGAUGAAGAAGUCAUGUUGGAAAAACUCGGUGUGGGACAGGGAUGUGUUACACCUCUAUCGUUGUUCAAUGACACGAAGCAGGAAGUUACGUUCUUGUUAGAUGCAAGCUUUGUAGAAGACAGCCACCAAACAGUGUAUUUUCAUCCCAUGAGCAAUGAAGCGACGACCGGAAUGAAACCUGAAGAUUUCAUGAAAUAUGUCAAAGCAACUGGACACGAGCCGAUCAUAGUGCAUUUUUAGAAUCAUUUGGAAGAAACAGUCUGCCUUUAAAUUCAGAAUUGUAUACAUGUAGUUAGUUGUGGUAUUUUACUUAUUUAGUUUCUCAUUAAAAAAUAAAGCUGGUGUAUUAUGACCAAACAUAAGCCCUUCUGUGAACAGCUUAAUUAGAUCCUGGCAGGUGGUUUGGGGGAGUGAUGGGUUGGAGAGUGCUUGACCAAGGUGUAAAUGGUAAUGUUCUUUGAGACCUAAGAUGCAAACCUAUUCUACAGUAUACCUUUUUCAAAUAAAUUUUAAUUUCUCAAUCACAAUCCUACAGUGGCAAGCUUGAUCAGCUGAAAGAUUUUGCUAUGAGAUUUUGGCAAAAUUCCUGGACAUUUUCUCUAACUUUCCAUCCAUGUUCAAUGCAUGCAAAACUAAUCAGACUUUGUUGGUUGUCACUGUGUUAUGAUUAUGAUUGAUGGCAGUCAAAAAGGCAGUCAUUAGUCAGGUUUUGAACUUCAGACUUUGAUUGAAAUGUGAAUUAUAUUAGCGGCAAGUCAUCAUUGUUAAGUUGUGAACAGGUCCUAAAAUUUCAGUGCUGCGUUGUCAUUGGCAGGUUGUCAAACAAUUACAGGCAGCAAAAGUGAGAUGACACUACCGUACAAUAAUGUCAGUGGGAAAACAUACCAUGAUGAUAGGGAUGUAUUUCAAGAGCAAUGUACAUCACAAAAACUUUGAGUGGAGGUGAGUGGGGUGGUGGUAAACAGAAAAGACGUGGGAAAUUAUAAGGUUGUGUUGUGUUGCGUUGAUUGAAUAACAACAGACUAGCUUUUCUUUUUUUCAGACUCCGUUCUUCUUUCACUACAUUGAAGGGCAUUUGCUUUUUACUCCUAAGCAAAUUCCACGGCAGAAAACAGGCAUUGUCAAAUUAAACGAAAUAUCAAUUCAGUAACCAAUCGUGCCCCACUGUACCCUAAUUGAAAAGUUUGCAAGGUACAUGGAGUGUUUGCAUAUGCAUAUUAGACUCUGCACAACACAUCUUCCAGUGAAUCCCGGAAACUCUAGCGCAAGUGGAUCUUUUUGUUAAUUUUUCCUUUGUGUGCUUUUGUAGUUUAGUUGAUUUAAUGAGUUCGCCAUCCAGAUACAUGAACAAAUUCAAAUAGACAAACAACUACCAA